This is a messenger RNA of Peronospora matthiolae, 513 nucleotides long. The record is from the annotation of a GenBank genome assembly. NCBI's taxonomy places the organism in Eukaryota, Oomycota, Peronosporomycetes, Peronosporales, Peronosporaceae.
AUGCGCACCUACUGUGGGAAGGUGGGACACACCGUCGAUCGCUGUUGGACCAAGCAGAAGAAUGAAAGUCGAGGAGCCCGACGCGGCGGCAAUGGUCGUGGACGCGGGGCAAACAAUGUCCAGUGGGGACAAUAUCGUGAUGAAGACGGCGACUACGAUCAAGUAGCGUUUGCAGUUUCGCUAGAGUGUGGACUCUCAGCGAAGAAGGACGUGUCCGGAAUGUGGGCGGUCGACAGUGGUGCAACACACCACAUAUGCCACGACAAGACCAAGUUUGCAAGACUUAACAAGCGCAACGACGGUGAAAUCUUGGUGGCGGAUGGCAACAAAGUGGCCAUCAAGGGUGUUGGAACCAUCUUUGAAAAGGUGGUUCUGCCCGACGGUGAAGAGCGCGAGAUCGAGAUCAAGAACGUGCUUUACGUACCAAGCAUGAGCAAGAAUCUACUAUCGGUACCGCAGAUCAACAAGCACGGUAAGUUCCAAGUCGUGUUCGACGGGACCAAGAUCUCAUAG